Messenger RNA from Anas platyrhynchos (mallard), 2750 nucleotides. RefSeq names its product nuclear receptor subfamily 2 group C member 1 (gene NR2C1). Gene Ontology annotation, molecular function: DNA-binding transcription factor activity; sequence-specific DNA binding; zinc ion binding. Lineage: Eukaryota; Metazoa; Chordata; Aves; Anseriformes; Anatidae. The record is from RefSeq and is a predicted model, not a curated record. Gene Ontology annotation, biological process: regulation of DNA-templated transcription.
GGCCCUCCCUCUGCCGGGGGGCUCCCUCCGUGCGCAGCCGCGGCGGGGCGGGGGCGGGGCCGCGAACUCUGACCCCCGGCUCGGCAGCCGCCGCCGCCAAAUAAAGCCGCCGGAGCGCCGCCGGGCCCGCAGGCUCAUCCAUAGGAUUGAAAAAUAAAAACUCCAAGGCACAUCUCACAACAAUUCAUAGAGCUGCGGGAAGAUAUGGGAGGACUUCGGAUGGCUUAAGUGGAUGUAAAUUCUCUUGCUGUGGAAAACGGUGACCCUCCAAUUUCACUCCACCACUGAUGCUUAAUUGAUUUGUAUGGAAAUUCUGGUGAUUAAAGAUCAUGGCAACCAUAGAGGAACUGGCCCAUCAAAUUAUUGAGCAGCAAAUGGGAGAGAUUACCCAUUCCCAAGGAGCUGUUACACAAACACUAAUGGAUGGGACAGCACAACGAAUACAGAUCGUACCUUCAGAUUCAGGCCUCUCUUUACCACAACGUAUACAGAUUGUCACAGAUCAGCAGACGGGCCAGAAGAUUCAGAUUGUUACAGCACUUGAUCAGAGCUCAGCAGGCAAGCAGUUCAUCUUAACAAAUCAUGAUGGCUCUACCCCAAGCAAGGUGAUCCUUGCCAGACAAGAUUCCACUCCAGGAAAAGUAAUCCUAGCAACUCCAGAUGCUGCAGGUGUCAACCAACUGUUUUUUGCAUCCCCUGAUAUAUCUGCACAACACAUCCAGAUUUUAACAGACAACUCUCCCAAUGAACAGGCCCUAAAUAAAGUGUUUGAUCUGUGUGUUGUAUGUGGAGACAAGGCAUCAGGGCGUCACUACGGAGCAGUAACUUGUGAGGGGUGCAAAGGAUUUUUUAAAAGGAGUAUACGCAAGAAUUUGGUUUAUUCAUGCCGAGGAACAAAAGACUGUGUUAUCAACAAACACCACCGGAAUCGAUGUCAGUACUGUAGGCUGCAGAGAUGCAUAGCGUUUGGAAUGAAACAAGAUUCUGUGCAGUGUGAGAGGAAACCUAUUGAAGUGUCAAGAGAAAAGUCUUCAAACUGUGCAGCUUCUACUGAAAAGAUCUACAUUCGGAAAGAUCUUCGCAGUCCAUUAGCUGCAACUCCAACUUUUGUAACAGACAAUGAAACAGCAAGGUCGACAGGUCUGCUGGAAUCAGGAAUGUUUGUUAACAUUCAUCAGUCUGGGAUAAAAAGUGAGCCUACUGUGUUGAUGACUCCAGAUAAGGUUGAAGCCUGUCAGGGAGAUUUAAGUACACUGGCAAACGUGGUGACAUCAUUAGCAAACCUCGGUAAAUCCAAAGACAUGUCACAAAGCAGUACAGAGCUAUCUAUGAUUGAGAGUUUAAGUAAUGGAGAUGCGUCAUUAUCUGAACUCCAGCAAGAAGAACAAGCUAGUAGUGAUGUUACAAGGAGUCGCUGCCCCACCUCAAGGGAUUCUAAGGAUGGUAUUGAAAGCAUGGCCUUUGAUACCCUUGCAAAAGCAUUAAACCCAGGAGAGAGCGCAGCGUGCCAGAACUCUGACAGUGUUGAAGGCAGCGUCCAGCUGAUCGGGGGAGAAACAAGCAUGAAUCUCGUUGAAAUAGAGGGGCCACUGCUCAGUGAUGCCCAUGUAGCAUUCAGGCUCACCAUGCCUUCUCCUAUGCCUGAGUAUCUUAACGUUCACUAUAUCUGCGAGUCUGCCUCCAGGCUGCUGUUCUUGUCCAUGCACUGGGCGCGUUCCAUUCCGUGUUUCCAAGCUUUAGGACAGGAUAACAGCAUAUCAUUAGUAAAAGCCUGCUGGAACGAACUUUUUACGCUUGGUCUUGCACAGUGUUCACAAGUUAUGAAUGUGGCGACUAUGUUAACUGCGUUCGUUAAUCAUCUUCACAGCAGUUUACAGCAAGAUAAGCUGCCAACAGACAGAGGAAAACUAGUAAUGGAGCAUAUCUUCAAAUUGCAAGAGUUCUGUAACAGCAUGGUUAAGCUUUGCCUGGAUGGAUAUGAAUAUGCAUAUUUGAAAGCAAUCGUACUCUUCAGUCCUGAUCAUCCAGGUCUAGAAAAUGUGGUACAGAUUGAGAAAUUUCAAGAAAAGGCUUACAUGGAGUUCCAAGACUAUGUAACAAAAGCAUAUCCAGAUGAUACGUACAGACUGUCUAGACUCCUUCUCCGAUUGCCUGCUCUUAGGCUGAUGAGUGCUGCCAUCACCGAGGAGCUGUUCUUUGCAGGACUAAUCGGAAACGUUCAGAUUGAUAGCAUCAUCCCAUAUAUCCUGCGCAUGGAGACAGCGGACUAUAACUCUCAAAUAAUUGGUCACGCCGUAUAAAAGUAGCAGUCAAGGAUUCUGCACCAUGGCAGUCAUGGUGAUGUAAAUGCAUACCCUGUCUCCAAGAGAUGGCAAUAAGCCUUCACAUGCACCUAUCCAAAGAAGGCGAAUAUUCCUCCUUUCCAGUACACUUGGGAAAUGUGGUGGAGUGUCUUAAGGAAUAUAGGAUCGCUUCCUAUUUUUCAUCUGAUCUUCAAGGACUUGUAAAUUAACUUGAUAUCUGAAGAAAGUCAAGAAUUGUCCCUCCUAUUUUUGUAGAUAGAUGAACUUGGAAUAUUUGUUUAUGAAGUCCAGGCUUGUGAAGAAAUUGAAGAAGCUUUGACUGAACUAAGGUAUCUCAACUUAGUUUGAUGUUUUAGACAAAUAAAUUAACUUUCCUCUCUGAGCUGUGUUUUCAGUGUUUUGCUGCUAGUUCUUUCUCACUGAAUAAAUGGAAAAUACGUGAUCAAA